Messenger RNA from Triticum turgidum subsp. durum (durum wheat), 1371 nucleotides. NCBI's taxonomy places the organism in Eukaryota, Viridiplantae, Streptophyta, Magnoliopsida, Poales, Poaceae. The record is from the annotation of a GenBank genome assembly.
AUGGGACGAGCUUCGCUGCUGCGUCUAGCGGCCGCCAUGGUCCUCACCGGCUUGGUUUCUCCGCAGGUUGCAGUGGCGGCACGCGCGACGCCGCCACUGCCGGUGCUGCCGAUCCCAACGGCGGCGCAGCUCGCGUGGCAGCGGCGGGAGGUGAUCAUGUUCUUCCACUUCGGGAUGAACACGUUCACGAACUCCGAGCUGGGCACGGGGGCGGAGGACCCGGCCCUGUUCGCCCCGGCCGCGCUCAACGCCAGCCAGUGGAUGGACGCGGCGGCCGCGGCCGGCGCGUCGCUCGCCAUCCUGGUCGCCAAGCACCACGACGGCUUCUGCCUCUGGCCGUCCGUCGACGCCGGCCUCUACCUCUCGCCGUGGGACCUACAUGAUCAGGAGUACGGCCGCGAGGUCGCCUACAACGAGUACUACUUGGCGCAGCUCCACGAGCUCCUCACCGGGUACGGGAGCUUGUCGGAGAUCUGGUUCGACGGCCACAAGGACAAGAACGCGACGAACAUGACGUACCACUUUCAGGAGUGGUUUCAGACCGUGAGGCAGUUGCAGAGCUCCAGCAUCAUCUUCUCCGACGCCGGCCCCGACGUCCGGUGGGUCGGCAAUGAGGAUGGGUUCGUCGGAACCACCUGCUGGUCCACCGUCAACCGCUCCAUGAUAACGAUCGGCGCAACCGGCAUCGAGAAUUAUCUGAACAACGGCGACCCGUGGGGGACGGACUGGGUGCCGCCGGAGUGCGACGUGACGAUCCGUCCUGGCUGGUUCUGGCACGAGAACGAGACGGCCAAGACGCUGAGCCAGCUGUUGGACAUAUACUACACCUCGGUGGGCCGGAACUGCGUGCUGCUGUUGAACGCGCCGCCCAACACCACGGGCCUGGUGGAGGACGCCGACAUCGCCAGGCUCCGCGAGUUCCGCGCCGCCAUCACGCGCAUCUUCGGCACAGACCUCGCCGAUGGCAGCACGGCUCGGGCCAGCAGCGAGCGCGGCGGCGACUUCGCGGCGGGCAAUGUGCUGGACGGCCGGGACGACACGUACUGGGCGCCGAUGGCGGAGGACGGGCGCAGGGACGGGUACUGGGUCGAGCUACGGCGGCCGGCGAGAGCGCGUGCGCGGCCGUUCAACGUUGUUAGGAUACAGGAGCACGUGGCGCUGGGGCAGCGGGUGGAGCGGCACGAGGUGUACGUGGACGGCGUGGCCGUGGCCAGCGGCACGACGGUCGGGCACAAGCGGCUGCACCGACUGGCCGGACCCGUCGUUGGCCGGACGGUGAAGAUAUGGUUCGCCGCGCGCCGUGGGCCUCCGGUAGUGUCGGCGGUGGGCCUGCAUCUCGACCCUCACGAAAUCAAUCGCCCGAGCCAAUAA